Messenger RNA from Silurus meridionalis, 13371 nucleotides. It is a transcript of the gene dync2h1, whose product is annotated as cytoplasmic dynein 2 heavy chain 1. The record is from RefSeq and is a predicted model, not a curated record. Gene Ontology annotation, biological process: microtubule-based movement. Gene Ontology annotation, molecular function: ATP binding; minus-end-directed microtubule motor activity; dynein light intermediate chain binding. Gene Ontology annotation, cellular component: dynein complex. Lineage: Eukaryota; Metazoa; Chordata; Actinopteri; Siluriformes; Siluridae.
ACCUGGUCAGCUUGGGGACCGGAUUUUCCAGGCUGCUAGCUGAAUGCCUCAGCCUUACCUGCUUUACAUUUAAAUACACCGUACCACCUUCAUUUAUAUUUAUAGUUUAUUUCAAAACAAAAAUAAAAGCUUUAACCAGUGAGUCGGCGAACCAUGGCCCCGAUGCUGGAUGAUGACUCCCGGAAGCUGUUCCUCCUCACCACAGUGGGAAAUUAUUUCAGCUUGAAGACGUUGCCGAAAUUCGCCACCUGCACAGAAAUUGACAACUUCCUGGACGACGCAAACGAGUUCCUGUUAGCCGCGAGCACAGACGGAGACAGGGUCCACUUUUCCAACAGGUUGGGCAGCGGGCAGUGUGAGAAGCGAGUUCUGGUGUUCUUUAAGUUGCGUCCCUGCGUGAUUACUGAGGAGAACGUCAGCAGCACAGUGCUUGUUUCUUCCAUGCUGGAAUCUCCCAUCAGCACUCUGUACCAGUCCAUUAGGACAGUGUUUAAUCCUGCACUACAUCAGGAUGAGAGAUGGAGUCAGGCCUUUGAUCCUCGUUUGCAGACUUUACUCAGUGAGCUGGAGGCUGGUUUGGGUUCAGCGCUUCGACACACACAUCCAACGAAUUCUGGGAAAAAGUCUCUCUCAGAGGAAGAUGUUCAUGGCAUGGUGACUCCAUGUGAUGAGUUUCAGUACUGGGCUGAAGUGAGUCGCUUGGCAGAGAGCAGCGGUGCGAGAAAACGAGCCUUGCACUUUUGUCACCUGUUCGAACCCAUAGAGAAGCACUAUAGUGGUCUGGACAGCACGUGUCUGAAUGAGGCAUUGGAGCUGAUCGAACACACUCGAGAUGUGCUGGAUGACGUGUGGAAGCAGAACGAGCAUGCUCCCUACUCAGAAACACGCAUGCGCAGACUCCUGGACGUGAUUGGGUUCCGUCUGGCUUGGUUUGUGCAGAAGAAGCUGUGCGCGCUGCGUCUGUGGGACGAGCCGUUUUCCGUCGUGAGAGAGAGACUCCGAAUGGGCGUGGCCGUGUGUGAGCAGUGGGCAGCAGCAUGCGAGCACCUGAGCGGCCAGGUGUGGAAACGCUACUCCCCUCACCCAUGGAGCGGAGACAAGCACCGCCCACUCGGGCUGCAGGAGCUCACACACCGACUGCAGGAGGUCCUGCAGGUGCGCACGGUGCAAGAAAAGCUCCAGCGGUUGGUGUUCGGUGCACACCAGCAACAGAUUUCAGCCUCUGUUGUGUUCCAGCCUUUUAUUGGACUCAACCCUGUACUGUAUAACCCUUACACUGAGCCCUUAUGGAGAGCUGCGAUGUCUCAGUUCGAGCGAUUGAUUGCACCAGUCGAACAGGAAGUAGCAGGACGAUUGAAGACUUUGAUCCGAGACGUGCAGGACGGUCCACAGCAGUUGCUGCUGGUGUUUCAGAAGCAUAGAGACCUCAUCAAACGUCCAACAGUGAGCAAAGAGCUCCAGCCAGAGAGAGAGACGCUGCUUACACGGCUACUCGACUACUGCAGAGGACUGCGUGCUGAUUUCGACGCCCGAUGCCACGGUAUUCCAGGAGAGAAAUCCGGACCUUUGGUGGGCAGGAACCUUCCCGAGGUUGUUAACAACAUAGUCUGGGUCAGACAGCUGCUAAUGAAGGUGGAAGACUCUUUAAAGAUGGCGGAGGCUCUAUCAUCAGACCUGGCAGGCUUUCGUGCCUUCAUGCAGUUCUGUGACGAGGUUCUCGAGCAGCUGAGGGCGUACGAGCAGGAGCAGUUUGACGACUGGACAAGAGACUUAAUCUCUGGGUUAUCGGAUCCCAAAUCUGGAAUUAGUUUGCAGGCCAGCAGCCGUGUAAUGGAGCUGGACCACGCAGAUGGAAAGCUGAGGGUUCAGUACUCUGAGCGUUUGGUGAGUUUAGUGAAGGAGGUGAGACAGCUCUCUGCACUCGGCUUCACCGUUCCAGUCAAGAUCCAACAGGCAGCUGGCAUCGCCGAGAAGUUCCACAGGCAGGCCCUAGUGCUCAAACAGGUGGCUCAUUUCUACAACACCAUAGACCAACAGAUGAUUCCAUCCCAGAAACCUAUGAUGCUGAAUUACGCUUUGGCCUUUGAGCAGGUUAUUAAGGGUUCUUGUGCGAACCUUCGAGAGGGAGGAGGAAAAGCCUUGCAGAUAACGUGGGACAAUCCGAAAGAGUUGGAGGUCUACAUUAACAAGCUCCAGAGUGCUGCCGAGAGGCUCUCAGCCCAGAACCGGAAGCUCCGCAAGUGGCACACCGACUUCACUGACAAGGUGGUGACGCUGAUGGGGGUUGAUCUCCUGCGGCACCAGCAGCGCUGGAAGGAAGGGCUGCAGGAGCUCAGGGCUGGAUUCGCCACCAUCGAGGCUCAGGGUGUCCGAGCGAGCGAUAUGUAUGCAUGGAGGCAGCACUGGAACCAUCAGCUUUAUAAAGCCCUGGAGUUCCAGUACCAGUGCGGACUGGAAUCGCUCAACAAGAACCUUCCGGAAAUACACAUCGACCUCGUCUUUAAACAGGGCCGUGUGCAGUUCCGGCCCGUGUGUGAGGAGCUGCGAGUGAGGUAUUACAGAGAGCUGAAGCGCUUCAUUGGCAUCCCCAAUCAGUUCCGAGGCGUGCACGAGAGUGACAAGGGGGCGGAGCUUAUAUUCACCACCAUGAUUGCGAACAACUCCCGAGCCUUCAUCACCAUCUACGGUAACGCCGAGCAACUAUUCAGCAGGCUGCAGCAAGUACAAGACAGGUUCAGGGAAUGGGUCGUGCUGGGACAGGUAGAUAUGGAGGUCCUGGUGGAGAAAUACCUUCACACAGUACAGGACUGGGAACGAAACUUCCGAGCCCUCAAAGCGAAAGGGAAAGAGGUGGACCGUCUUCCCAGCGUCGAGAAGGUAGACUGCUUCACUGUGAACUGUGAGCCAGUGAAGGCCACGAUUGAGGAUUUGAUCCAGAAACUGUUUGAAACCAUGCUGACAGCUCUGAGGAAAUCCAUCCAGGGUCAUAUACAGACUGUGGACUCAUUUGUCAGCAGUGGGAUGACUACAUUAUCUACAAGACCACAGAGCAUAGAGGAGAUCGGAGAAGCCAACUCGAAGCACAGUCAACUCCAGGCACAGAAACCUGAGGUUCUGCCUCAGUUCCAGCAGAUGGAGGAGAAGAACAGGCUUCUUCGCUCGGUUGCAGGAGGGGGCGUCGACUCGAUCAGCUCCCUCAGAGCUAAGUGGGACAAAUUCGAGCUGAUGAUGGAGAGUCACCAGCUGAUGAUCAGAGAACAGGUGGAGGUGAUGAGGAGCAGCGUGACAGGUCGGAUCAGCGUAUACUUCCAGGAGCUGCAGAAGUUCCGUUCUCGUUGGGAUCAGCUCCGCCCCUCCGAUGAUGUCACCGACUCAUGUGACCCUGACGUCUUGCAGCGCUGCGUGGAGCGAGUGAGGGAGAAGAAGGAGGAGUUCAACGAGCUCGAGAACACGCGCACAAAGCUUUUGGAGGAUUGUGAGCACUUUGGCCUGGAUAUUCCCGACACGUCUCUUGCAUUGGACACACUGCACGACCUGCAGCGAUGUUCAGAAAUGUGGAGCCUGUACGAGGAGUUUCAAAACACACUCAACACCAGUGCGCAGCAGGACUGGAUCAGCUUCAGGAGCAGGACACAGGAGUUUGAGGAGUUGGUGUUCAUGUGGCACGAACGCCUGAGGAAGCAGGAGGAACACAACACCAUGACAGUGAUGCUGCAGAAAGAAGUGGACAAGUACAAGGCUCUAAUUCCUGUGCUGAAGUAUGUGAAAGGUGAUCAUCUCUCCCAAGAUCAUUGGCUGGACCUCUUCAGACUUCUUGGUCUCCCCAGAGGAACCAUGCUGGAGAAACUCCUGUUCAAAGACCUGCUGAGUGUCUCACAAACCAUCAUAGAUAAAGUCCUAGAGCUAAAGGACCUGAACAGUCGUGCUCAUGCAGAGGUGAGUAUCCGGGAGGCUCUGCGUGAGGUGGAACUGUGGGCCGCUGGAGCGAGUUUCUCUCUCACCGAACACACGAACAGCACCGGCGCACACGUGAGCCUCAUUCGCGAGUGGAGAGACGUCAUGAACCAGGUUGGAGAUAACCGGUGCCUGCUGCAGUCUCUGAAGGACUCUCCAUAUUACCAGCGCUUCCACGACAAGGUCUCGCUGUGGGAGUUGCGUCUCUCCGACCUCGACGACUUCCUGCAAAGCCUCAACAGCAUCCAGAGGAAGUGGCUCUACCUCGAGCCCAUAUUCGGGCGCGGCGCAUUACCGAGGGAGCAGAGCCGCUUUCAGAGAGUGGACCAGGACUUCAGGGCUAUAAUGUCUGAUGUUCAGGGAGACAACAGAGUGACGUCUCUGACCACGAGGCCAGGCAUGAGGAACUCUCUGAACACUCUGCAGGAUCAGCUACAGCGCUGUCAGAAAUCCCUUAACGACUUCCUCGAGGAGAAACGCUCGGCGUUUCCACGUUUCUAUUUCAUCGGCGACGACGACCUGCUGGAGAUCCUGGGCCAAGCGACGAAUCCCGGCGUCAUCCAGACACACCUGAAGAAGCUGUUCACAGGAAUGCACAGUGUGGACUUUGACUCGACCGGCAGCAGAAUCACGGCCAUGAGGUCCCUCGAAGGAGAAACGGUCCAUCUGAGGAACACAAUUGCCAUCUCUAACGAUGUCGAGGUCUGGCUCAGUGCAUUGUGCGAAAUGAAGGAAACCUUGAAACUGCUGCUGUGCGAAUGUGUGAAAGCAGUGAAAGGGGGUGGAGUCGACCCCAAUCGCUUCCCCUCACAGAUCCUGUGCCUGGCUGAACAGAUCCAGUUCACAGAGGAUGUAGAAAGUGCGAUCCGUGAGCAGAACCUGCACCAACUGGAGCUCGAGCUCACGGCUAAACUGGAGCACUACACCGACACAAAUGCCCGCACCGAGUCUGCAGAGUCCACUGUGUUACAGUUAAAGCUGAAAGCUCUGAUCCUGGAUGUGAUCCACAACCUGUCGGUGGUCCGGGAGCUGCUGGAGGUUCAGGUUCGCAGUGCGGAUGACUGGGCGUGGACCAAACAGCUGCGUUUUUAUCUGAACGCUGAUCAGCGCUGCACCGCACACAUGGUGGACGCAGGGUUCGACUACACCUAUGAGUACCAGGGUAACGCCCCUAAACUCGUGCACACUCCUCUGACGGAUAAGUGCUACCUCACGCUGACUCAGGCCAUGAGGAUGGGUCUGGGAGGGAACCCGUACGGACCGGCCGGAACCGGCAAAACCGAGUCAGUUAAAGCACUGGGAGGACUGCUGGGCAGGCAGGUUCUGGUGUUCAACUGCGAUGAGGGCAUUGAUGUGAAGUCUAUGGGUCGUAUUUUCGUGGGGUUGAUAAAGUGCGGCGCUUGGGGCUGCUUCGAUGAGUUUAAUCGUCUGGAGGAAGCGGUGCUGUCUGCAGUCUCCAUGCAGAUCCAGGCAAUUCAGGACUCUCUGAGACAGCACCGAGACUCCUGUCACCUCCUGGGCAAAGAGGUGGAGCUGGACCCAAACUCGGGCGUUUUCAUCACUCUGAACCCUGCGGGGAAAGGUUACGGUGGCAGGCAGAAGCUUCCGGACAACCUGAAACAACUUUUCCGUCCGGUUGCCAUGACGACCCCUGAUAACGAGCUCAUCGCUGAGGUCAUCCUUUUCUCAGAGGGCUUUAAACAGGGGAAGGAGCUGGCACGCAAACUCACCGCGGUGUUCAACCUGGCCAGGGAGUUGCUGACCCCUCAGCAGCACUACGACUGGGGGUUGCGGGCUCUGAAGACGGUGCUGAAAGGCUGUGGGAAUUUAUUGCAGCUACAACGGAAACAACAUACACAAGUGAGCGAGAGUGUGUUAGUGGUGCAGGCUCUGAGGUUGAACACACUCUCGAAGCUGACGUUCUCGGACGGCGCUCGGUUCGAUGGCCUGCUCGGGGACGUCUUUCCUGCGGUGGACUUCAACGAAGUGCAGUACGAAGAGCUGCGGGUCGCCCUGCACGGCGCUUACGAAGAAGCGAAGCUUGAGAUCAUACCUAGUCAGGUGAGGAAAGCCCUGGAGCUGUAUGAACAGAUGAAGCAGAGGAUGGGCGUGGUCAUGGUGGGUCCGAGCGGCUGCGGGAAGUCAACCGUGUGGCGUUUGCUACGCGCCGCGCUGAAGCGUCUCGGCCUCAUUGUGCAGCACCACACGGUCAACCCCAAAGCGCUGAGCCGGCAGCAGCUGCUGGGACACAUGGACAUGGACACGCGCGAGUGGAGUGACGGCGUCAUCACCGCUGCCUCCAGGCACGUCAUCCGGGAACCUCAAGAGGUGAGCUCGUGGAUCGUGUGCGACGGCGAUAUCGACCCGGAGUGGGUGGAGUCGUUGAACUCGGUUCUGGACGACAACCGGCUGCUGACGAUGCCGAGCGGAGAGCGCAUUCAGUUCGGCCCGAACGUCAACUUCCUGUUCGAGACCCACGACCUGAGCUGUGCUUCCCCUGCCACCAUCUCCCGCAUGGGCAUCAUCUUCCUUAGUGAUGAGGACACUGAUGUGAGCGCUCUGCUGAAAGCAUGGUUAAGGAGAGAGGAGGCGGAAAACAGGGACAAUCUGGAGAUUUGGAUUAAUGAUUACUUUCAGCGAGCCCUCAACUGGGUGUUCACACAGGGUGAGUGUGUAGUCGAGACAAGUUUGGUCGGCGCUGUCUUGAAUGGUUUGUCCCACCUGAGGGGUGUGAGCGAGCGGGCCGAGUUUAUAGUUGGGUUGAUCCGCGGGCUCGGAGGAAACCUGCACCUGAAAUCACGGCAGGAGUUUGCCAAGCAGGUUCUAAGCUGGGCAGGCGAGAGCCCUCCUGAUCCACGGAACCCUCUAGAUCUGAGCUUUAGCUGUGAUUCUGGGCGCGUGUGUGCGUACGAGGUGCAGUGUAGCGACGGAGUGUGUGUGGAGGAUUUUGGGAGUGCGCACACGCUCCCCGUCAUACACACUCCACAUACACAACAUGCUCUGCACAACUUCACACACUGGCUCCAAGCUGGACAUUUGCAACCGUUCCUGAUGGUUGGGCCAGAGGGAUGUGGCAAGGGGAUGUUGUUGCGUUACGCUUUUUCCAGGCUCCGUUCGACUCAGGUGGCAGUGGUCCACUGCAGCGCUCAGACCACAUCAACGCACGUCCUGCAGAAACUCGCUCACAUGUGUGUGUGCAUCAGCUCCAACACACAUCGCGUGUAUCGGCCGCGCGACUGCGAGCGCCUCGUCCUCUACCUCAAAGACAUCAACCUUCCCAAACCCGACAAGUGGGGGACCAGCAACCUGAUCGCUUUCCUACAGCAGGUGUUGACAUACCAGGGUUUUUAUGAUGAGAGUCUCGAGUGGGUUGGUUUGGAGAACAUCCAGGUUGUGUGUUCGAUGUCUGUUGGAGGUGCUGUGGGACGUCACACACUCACCCCACGCUUCACCUCGAUAGUGCGCAUUUGCACCGUCGAUUAUCCUGAUAGAGAGCAGCUCCAGACUAUCUAUAGCGCCUACCUGUCCCCGGUGUUGCAAAGAACUCUGGGUAACCAUCCCACCUGGAGCUCCGCAAAGGUUUUUCAGCUCGCUGCCUCUUUGGUCCAAAUCUACGAACAGGUGAAGGCGAAGUUCACCGUAGAUGAUCACAGUCACUACUUGUUUACGCCGUGCGUUUUGACGCACUGGGUAAGGAACCUGCUCAGAUACGACCUGACUGCAGGUAAAUGUCUCACUCCCGCAGACUCGGUUUUGGAGGUGGUAGCAUACGAGGCCCACCGACUCUUCAGAGACAAACUUGUCUUAGAUAAAGACCUGCACUCAUUCGAUAACAUACUCAGCUCGGUCAUUCGGGGAGAUUGGGGCUCUGACGUGCUCGAUAGUGUGUCUGACACAUACUUUGUGACUUGGGGUGCAAGCCAUGAUGGGCGUGGCCACAACAAGCCCCUUCCACUUUAUGGGAAGCCACUCGGCCGUCUCAGCUCCAGCGACCUAACAGAAGUUGUUCGCAAGGGGGUUCUGCAGUACGAGCGUGAGAACCGGGAGCUGGACCUGCUGAUCUUCCCGGAGGUCUUGGACUUUGUAUGUCGUGUGGACCGGGUGCUGUCCGCUCCAGCCGGGUGUGUGUUGCUGGCGGGACGGAGCGGAGUGGGGCGACGCACAGCUGUGUGUUUAGUCGCACACAUGCACCGUGCUGCGCUCUACACGCCCAAGAUCAGCCGCUCCUACACACUCAAGCACUUCAGAAACGACCUUAAAACCGUGAUGCAGAUGGCAGGUGUGGAAGGCCAGCAGACUAUACUGUUGUUAGAGGACCAUCAGUUCGUACAUCCCUCCUUCCUGGAGAUGGUCAACAGUCUGCUCUCUUCAGGUGAAGUUCCCGGACUGUACACAACAGAAGAGCUGGAGCCGUUGCUGUCAACUCUGAAGGACCAGGCAGCACAAGAUGAAUUCACCGGAACUCUGUUUAACUACUACACGAACCGUGUGCAGCAGAACCUCCAUGUGGUACUCAUCAUGGACUGUACCAAUGAAAAUUUUACCAUCAACUGCGAGAGCAACCCGGCACUUUACAGGAAGUGCAGUGUGCAGUGGCUGGAGGAAUGGAGGGACAGCAGUAUGAAGAAGAUUCCUGAAAUGUUUCUGUCUGAAACAGAGGAGGAGAAGAGCGCUGAAAAAAAAUCUAAGAAACACAAAGCAGACUUCUUCCACUCGUUCCUGAUGAUCCAUGAGUCGUGCCGCGAGCACGGAGCGACGACAAACAGAUACCUGAGCUUUCUCAAGGUCUAUCAGUCCAUCUACAGCAUCAAGAAGAGAGAGCUCACUCAGAGACAGCAGCACCUGCAGGCGGGUGUGGCUAAGUUAAACGAAGCCAAGUCACUGGUGGAUGAGCUGAAGAGGCGUGCAGCCGACCAGAGCAUGCUCCUGAAAACCAAACAGGCGGAGGCGGAUGCAGCGCUGCAGGAGAUCACCACAUCCAUGCAGAAUGCAAGUGAUCAGAAGACAGAGAUGGAGAAGCUGAAGGGACGGAUGGCUCAGGAAGUGGCCAAAAUCGAGGAGCGGAAGGAGAAGAUCGACGACGAGCUAAAAGAAGUUCAGCCCCUGGUCGAAGAGGCGAAGCGGGCCGUUGGAAACAUCAAACCCGAGUCUCUGUCUGAGAUUCGCUCACUGCGAAUGCCCCCGGACGUCAUUAGAGACAUCCUGGAAGGGGUGCUGAGGCUCAUGGGAAUUUUUGACACCUCCUGGGUCAGCAUGAAGAGUUUCUUGGCGAAGCGCGGCGUCAGGGAGGACAUCGUGACGUUCGACGUGCGAAACAUCACACACGAGAUCCGGGAGAGCGUGGAAGAGUUACUGCACAGGAACAGGGCCUCGUUUGAUCCAAAGAACGCGAAGCGUGCGAGCGCAGCCGCUGCUCCUUUAGCCGCAUGGGUGAAAGCCAAUGUCCAGUACUCUCAUGUCCUGGAGAAGAUCCAACCACUAGAGGCUGAGCACGCAGGACUGAUGGAAAACCUACGCAAGACAGAAAGUCGGAUGAGUAAACUGGAGGCCCAGCUCAACUCAGUUGGAGAAAGAGUGUCGGAGCUGAAGGACAAGUUUCAGCGUCGUACAACAGAAGCUGCGAAACUAGAAUCGGAAGUUAGCCGAGCUCAGGAAACCAUCAGCGCCGCGGAGAAACUCAUCCACCAGCUGGACGGAGAACACACUCGCUGGAGCACGCAGGUGGAUGAAAUAAGCGAGGAGCUGAAAACUCUUCCGAAGCGAGUGCAGCUGGCAGCAGCUUUUAUCACCUACCUGUCAGCUACACCUGAGGAUCAGCGCAGAGCCACACUGCACAGCUGGAUGGAGCACGCUGGAUUGCAGAAGUUCGAUUUGCGCCGUUUCCUGUGCUCUGAGAGUGAGCAGCUGAUCUGGAAGAGCGAAGGGCUGCCGUCUGAUGACCUGUCCAUUGAGAACGCCCUCGUUAUUCUGCAGAUUGCUGCCUUAAAAAUCCGGAGUGUGGCGUGUCCGUUUCUUAUAGACCCGUCCUCUCGUGCCACAGAAUGGUUACGCACCCACCUUAAAGCACAUCGCUUAGAGGUCAUCAACCAACAGGACUCAAAUUUUAUGACCUCGUUGGAGUUGGCGGUGCGCUUCGGAAAAACUCUGAUAAUCCAGGAAAUGGACGGCGUCGAGCCUGUGCUUUAUCCUCUGUUGCGCAGAGACCUGAUCGCCCAAGGUCCUCGUUACGUGGUUCAGAUCGGAGAGAAAGUCGUUGACUAUAACGAGGAUUUUCGCCUGUUUCUGGCAACCCGCAACCCCAGCCCAUUUAUCCCUCCUGAUGCUGCUUCUGUUAUAACGGAAGUAAAUUUUACCACCACCAGAGCAGGACUGCGUGGGCAGCUGUUGGCAUUGACCAUCCAGCAUGAGAAACCGGAAUUGGAGCGAGAGAAAACCAGACUGUUGCAGCAGGAGGAGGAGAAGAAGAUUCAGCUCGCACUGCUGGAGGACUCACUGCUACAGACUCUGGCGACAGCUCAAGGAAACAUCUUGGAGAAUAAGGAGCUGAUCGAGUCGCUGAAUCAGACGAAAGCGAGCAGCGCUCUGAUACACACCGCGCUCACCGAGUCACACAGACUGCAGGCUUCGCUCGAUCAGGAAAGGGACGCCUAUCUGCCGUUAGCUGAAAGUGCUAGCAAGAUGUAUUUCGUCAUCACGGAUUUAUCUCGCGUCAAUUGCAUGUACCACUUCAGUCUGGCCUCCUUCGUCGGAAUCUUCCACCGAGCGCUUCAGACUCAACAGGAAACUAAUGGCACCGAGGCGAGGAUUGCAGCACUUGAGGCGUCUCUGAAGAGCAUGGUGUAUGAAUAUGUCUGUCGCUCGCUUUUUAAGGUGGAUCAGCUGAUGUUUGCGCUGCACUUUGUGAAGGGAACGCAGCCAGAACUCUUCCAGGAAAACGAAUGGGAUGCAUUUAUUGGACUGAUAGUCACAGACACGGUCAAGAGGACGGACUCCCAGAAGUCUUUUCAGGAACACAUUCCUUCCUGGAUUGAUCAGGAGAGACACACCGCUGUGGCUUUAAUCAAGAGUACAUUCCCGGUGCUGUAUCAGUCCCUCUGUCUGAGCGAUGCAGAUCUCUGGCUCUCGUUUUCACAAAGCUCCAUCUGUGAACAGGAAGUCCCGCCUUCUGUCUCCAGGAACAUCUCACUCUUUCAGCAGGUCCUGACGGUGCAGGCUCUUAGACCGGACCGUCUGCAGAGCGCCAUAGCCAACUUCGCUUCACACACUUUGGGAAUGAAGGAACUGUCUCCUCCCCCGUUAAACCUGAGACGUCUCUACGGUGAGACAGUGGAGACGGAGCCGGUGCUGAUCAUCAUUUCCCCUGGAGCCGAUCCGUCUCAGGAGCUGCAGGAGCUCGCCAACCACACCGUGGGCCUCGAGAGAUACCACGAGGUGGCUAUGGGACAGGGCCAGGCUGAUGUGGCUCUGCAGGUCCUCAGAGAGUGUGUGUGUAAUGGAGAGUGGCUCUGCCUGAAGAAUCUGCACCUUGUCACUCAGUGGCUCCCCCUGCUGGAGAAGGAGCUGAACAACAUGCAGCCUAAAGCAGGAUUCCGACUUUGGCUUACUGCCGAGGUUCAUCCCAACUUUACUCCCAUCCUACUGCAGUCCAGCCUGAAGAUCACCUAUGAGGCUCCUCCAGGUCUGAAGAAGAACCUGCUGCGAACAUACGAGUCCUGGAGCUCGGAGCAGGUCAGCAAAGGCGGAAACCCUGCACGUGCUCAGUCGCUCUUCUGCCUCGCCUGGUUCCAUGCAGUGUGUCAGGAAAGACGCAACUACAUUCCACAGGGAUGGACGAAAUUCUACGAGUUCUCCUUGUCUGAUUUAAGAGCUGGAUUUGACAUCAUCGAUCGGCUGUUUGAAGGAGGCAAGGCAUUUCAGUGGGACCGCGUACACGGUCUGUUGGAAAGCGCCAUCUACGGUGGACGCGUGGACAACGUGUGCGACCUCCGAGUGCUGCGCUCGUACCUGCACCGCUUCUUCAGCAACAAGACCCUCACACACUCGCGCACACACACUACCUCCGCUUUCCCACCUCAGAUCAACCUGCCCAACUCCUGCAGCACAGCGGAUUAUCAGCGUGUGGUGGCCGGUCUUCCCGAGGAUGAUAAGCCGAGUUUUUUUGGACUUCCUGCCAACAUUGAGCGUUCUGCUCAGCGCAUCACCAGCACACAGGUAAUCUCACAGCUAAGGAUUCUAAGCAGGUCAGUGACUGCAGGGUCAAAGUUCGACAGAGAGCUGUGGGCGAGUGGCCUCUCACCUGUUCUCAACUUGUGGAAGAGACUGAAUCAGGGAUCAUCUUUAAUCCAGCAGAAGCUGGCUCCGCUCACCGAGGGCCCCCGAUCCCCCGUGCUCUCCUUCGUCCUGUUGGAGCAGUUUAAUGCUGUGCGAUUGGUCCAGAGCAUUCACCAAUCGCUGGCCUCGCUCAGCAGAGUGAUCCGUGGAACCUCCCUGCUGACGGCCGACACCCACAAACUCGCCACCGCCCUGCUCAACCAGGAGUGUCCUCUAAGUUGGCAGAGUAAAUGGGAGGGGCCUGAUGACCCCAUGCAGUAUCUCAGAGCUGUGGUGAGCAGAGCCCUCGCUGUGCAGAACUGGGUAGACAGGGUGGAGAGGAACACACUGCUGAGUGACAUCUUGGACCUUUCGGACCUCUUCCAUCCACACACCUUCCUCAAUGCCCUCAGACAGGAGACUGCCAGAUCUAUGAGCUGUUCAAUAGACAGUCUGAAGUUUGUGGCAUCAUGGAGAGGUCUGAUAACUGGAGCUAAGCUGCAAGUGAAGGUUGGAGGUCUUCAACUAGAAGGCUGUAGUUUUGAUGGGAAUCGACUUAGUGAGAAUCAUCACAACUCACCCAGUGUGUGUGCUGUUCCUACCUGCUACAUGGCCUGGAUACUUCAGAAUAGCCCAGGUUGUUACUCUCCAGAGGAGUGUGUGUUGUUGCCGGUGUAUACGAGUGCGGAGCGAGUGCGUGUGGUUACACACAUUGAGGUUCCCUCUGGAGGAAACCAGGAGCAGUGGAUCCAAAGUGGAGCUGCACUUUUCCUCAAGCAGCAGUAACACACACACACACACACACACACACACACACACACACACACACACACACUGUAAAUCCAAACUGAAAUUGUACCAUUCCUCAAAAUGCAAUAACACUAGCACACACACAAACACACACACACACACAUACUGCGCAGCGGUGCACAUUAUUCUUUAAACAACAGUAACAUCUACACACACACACAGACACACACACACAGAUAUAUGUAUGCUUUCUUUGUAGAACACUAUAAUGUAUAGAAAUGUGUUUAAAUAUUUAUAUAAACUUUAAUAUACUGUUUAUAUUGUAUUUGUUCAUUGAAUAAAAUAUUUCCAAUACUG